AUGUCGCAAGCAAUAUUUGAUAAAUUACAACCUAAUCAAAAAACUCAAGUAAAAUAUAUCUACUUUCAGAACAGUAAUUCAGAACCUUCUUUAUCGGGUUUUACACUUAACGUUUAUAAUGCCCAUCCUACUUAUGGAAACUUGCAAGGAAGCCUAAGCUUGGCUCAAUUUCCUAACCUCAGGAAAAUACAAUUUGUUAACAAUUUUUCUAUCGCGAAUUUAGAAGAAAUUGACAUUAGUGAGAAUAUAAAAUUAAAUAGGGUGAUUAUAAGUACAGAUGGCAAUGGAAAUCCUUUACAGAACGCUAGUUAUAGUCCUUUAAGUUGUAGUUUAUUGGCUAAAGAAAAGCAACUUAAUCAAGUAAUUGUAACUUAUUCUAGGCAAAUUCUACAUAAUAAUAAUACUUCAAUGCGAUGGACUGAAAUAAGCAAAUUAUUAAAAAAACAAUCAGCAAUACCCGUCUUUUUAAUUGAAGAUCAAAAAGCAGAACAGCAAGAAGCAGAAAUAAAAACAUUAAAACAGCAAAUCCAAGAAAAAGAUCAACAAAUAACAAACUUAACAAAACAAACCGAACAAACUCCUACUUUUAAACAAUUUCAAGAAUUAAACGAAAUAGCUUUACCUAGCUCUGAACUUAAUUUUGAUCUUCUAAAAAAAGAAAUCAAAAGACUUAAAUUGAAAGAUUUUAUUCCUUACUAUAAAAAGCAAAAAGAUGAUUUUGAACGUUUAGUAGCCAAUGCUAAAAAUAAAACUAAAGAAGGUCUAGGAACUAUUUUAGAUCUUUUAUUGCAAACUCAAAGUCAAAUCAUUGAAAGUGAGAAAACGGAAGAUUCUUUUGCUAAAGGUCAGCUACAAGGACAACUAACUACUUGUCAAACACUUUUACAAACCAAUUUAUCUAAAGAAGAAUUAAAAAAUCUUUUAAAUAAAAAAAACGAACAGCUAAAACUAGAACAGCAAUGGGCUAGUUUGCAAGGAAAUAAUGAAAAAACACACUUUGAUGAAAAAGAAACAGAAUCAUCUGAAGAAGAAAAGUAA
Messenger RNA from Funneliformis mosseae, 1038 nucleotides. The record is from the annotation of a GenBank genome assembly. NCBI's taxonomy places the organism in Eukaryota, Fungi, Glomeromycota, Glomeromycetes, Glomerales, Glomeraceae.